Molecule: messenger RNA, 3760 nt
Organism: Lingula anatina
Lineage: Eukaryota; Metazoa; Brachiopoda; Lingulata; Lingulida; Lingulidae
Product: glypican-6
Biological process (GO): regulation of signal transduction; regulation of protein localization to membrane; cell migration
Cellular component (GO): plasma membrane; cell surface; extracellular region
Source: RefSeq, a predicted model, not a curated record
GUAUGACGCAACCAUCUUCUAAUAUUAACAAGGCCGUAGUGUCAAUAUUUAUCUGGAAUUGGUGGCAAUACAGGGUCUUCACAGUACAUAUAUUGUAUCUGCACAUCAGUCCUGUCAUUUGACAUGCUGAACACGCCUUUCUUUUUUGAUCUGUUACAAGGUGAAAUAAGCGCCAUUGCCCCCUUCACCUGGGUAAACAAUGUUUUGCAUGGCAAACAAUACCCCUCUCUCUGUUACUGUAUUUACAGAGCAGGCUGGGUUCAGACCCUUUCAAGCAGUUUUCUUUUUCUAAAUGGUUUGAUAUAUCUGGUCCUGUAAUCUAUAACCAACUUGCUUUUGGAAAUGUUUCACAAAUGUUUUUCAAACGCAAACUACCGCCGGCGACCAACGCAUUCCGUGGAGUAGAGACAGAAGAAAUAGUUUGAACCGUCCAGAUUCAGCCUUUUCUGCCAGCGCUCCGCCUCCUUCUUUCGCCAAUUAGCCGGUCGCGUGAAACUAUUUUGAAAGCAGUUGAGUUCAACAACACUGCGGCGCUACUGCAUUUUAGUAACGCGACCUGUCGAGACUGAUUAAACGGAAAAAGUCCCGGUUGAAGUCUUCAGAGAAACAGAUGCGCAAAAAUUAAAAUUUUUCGAGUCCGCAUCGGUGGAAUUUUCUUUAGCACGAGAUUACAUACCGUUACAGUAAAACGAAAACAGUGAGCUCCAAUCAUGCCAACACAGGCGACGUCGUGGACUGGGAUUUUCUUCCCUGUGAGAUACCUGGCAGUGCUGUUGCUAACAUGCGUUCUGUGUGAGGGACAGACAAGCGGAAGAAAACCAAACAUUGCCACAGUUUUUGUCAAAAUCAGUCCACCCAAAUGGGAAGCGAAUGUCACAAACCGUUGCGAGUGUGAGGGAGCCAUCUCCCAGAUGUUAGGCACCGUGGGGCUGAUGAUGGACCGCCUGGACCAACAGAAUAUGAACAUGAAGCGACAAGGGGAAUUAAUUAGGGAAUUACAGGAACGCUUAGACAAAAUGGAACCUUCUACAUCCGUGACUACUGGACAGAGAGAAGAAGGGACUGGCUCACGAGGGGGUCCAGCGUGUGGUUGUGGUCCCGGUCUACUUUCGUUCACACGUCAUCAGAUGAUGGACAUUUACAUGAACAUAACCAGUCCCUACCAGUCCAGCCUGUUCACACUGGCCGAGAAAUUAAAACAAUUUGUCUUGAGUCGUAUCCGCAUGGAAGAAAGGGAAGCAUCAGUCCUUUUUCGGCGAACUUAUGGUCUUUUAUAUGAAAAGAUGGAGCCAGCUUUCAAGAGAUUAUUUAAUGACAUGUACGAUUACAUAGACGGCAAGUCUGUGGAUCUAGAAGGCAAGGUGAAUUCCUUCUUCAGGGAUUUGUCGCAUCGUUUAUUCCGGUUGUUGCAUCCUGCGUCUCUGGACCAGCGCUAUCUAGACUGUGUGGGACGCGUGCAUGACCAACAGGACGUCAUUAGUGAGGGUUUCCGUGGGGCUGAUCAGAAACUGGGCAGGGGCCUUCGGAAGGCGUCCCAAGCCACUCGGGGAUUAAUCUAUGGCUUGAAAUCAGGAGCUAAAGUCAUGAGUGAUCUGUCUACGCUCCCCCUGACGGCCGAGUGCAUGCAGGCAGCGACACAGUUGCAAUUCUGCCCUCGCUGUGACGUCCGCCCGUGUCAGGGUUUCUGUGUGAACGUCAUGAAGGGGUGCUAUGCCCAGCAUUGGGAACUGACACGGACAUGGAGGACAUAUAUUGAUGCACUGGCUAUGCUGGAAACGCGCGUUCAGUCCGUUUUUAACAUUGACGUAAUCCUGAACACUGUAGCCAUCCACAUCAGUGACGCCAUCUUAACAUAUCAGGAAAACUCCGAAAAUAUAACGGCGAAGGUUACCGCAGCUUGUGGCCCGUUGCCUUCCUUCCUGAGACGGCGACAAAAGAGAGCCAUGGGAGACGCGACAUCUUACGAAUUCAGACGCGACAUGAUGACACAAGACGAGUUUGAGAGCAUCCUCCAGUCAGCGAGACGAGCUCAGGCAGGCGCGGAGAAUCUAUGGCAACAGCUUCACUCCCGAAUUUGUGAUCAGCUAGCCGCGCCAUUUACGGAAAAAGAAAAGUGUUGGAACGGAACGCAUGUGUCUAGGUAUCUUCCGAACGAAGUAGUCGGAGGUUUGAUAUAUCAGCGCAGUAACCCGGAGGUAGUGGUCAAUGAGCGGACCACCAAUGCCAUGGUCAGUCAGCUUAGGCUUGACCUUGUUGAGAUCACGGACGUUCUAAUGGCCACUCAUAAAGGCAAAAAUAGAGACGGAAUAGAUGUUGAGACGCAGAGUGGCAGCGGGUCCGGAGUAGACGACGAAGAUAUGUAAAAAAUGUAUGGAAACACCACCGAUGGAAAAUGUUGGCAAAUGAAAGGCAACUUCAGCAAGGCGUGGUCAUAUUAAGAAGAAGAAAAACGAUUGUUUUGCAUUAUGUGCUAGUGCAAUCAAGAAAGAGAGAGGGUCGCUAUAACCCUUCGUAACAUUAACUGCCCAGAAAUUUUCAGUUUAAAAUCACAUCAGUCAAAGUACAGAAGCUGCUGGACUGCUAUAAAAGAAAUUUAUACAUCUGCUUUUCAUAUAAACUGAAUUUUCGAGCCUCUUAUAUGAAAAGCAAUCUGAAGGGUUGACUAAAGAGUCUGCAUUACAGGGACAAAGUGUAAGAAUUUAAACAUAGGUAAAGUACACAAACCAUUUCUUGUUGAACUUAUCCGAGAACAAGAAAUCCAGAGCUUUUAACAGAUAAAUGUCAUGAAUUAAUGCCGCCAAAAAUUAUUUAAUUUAUCUUCUCCAGACGAUUCUCACCACCACAGUUUAGAAUCACGCGCAACCCGGUGUGACAGGAAUGGCAGUCCUAGGAGUGGAAGACCGGGCUCCCCUAUGAUUAGUACAGGUUAGGGUUAGUUGGAGCAUUGGGAUUAGUAUAUGGGCCGAAUGUCACCUGUACAAAGUAAUGGGGAACGGCCUGCGGUUCCUAGCGGACUUCCAUUCCUGUUGCACCCCAUGUCAGUGUUGGAUGUGAUGGCGAUUUUUAAAAUUUCCCAGAUUGUUACAGAAUUAUGGCGAGUGACGUGGAAAGAGUAUCACGGGUUGGUCAGUAUGAAAAAUAUUGCUUGCCCCAGGAAAAUAAGUAUGGGUUUGUCUCAAAAAAAUCUUACGCUGUUCAUCUUUAAGACCAAUAUGUUUUUUCCUACUUAAUGUCACUAUCACGAAAUGUAAGCUUCAUUAUUAUCUGUGUUUGUACAAUAGUUGCAUUCUGAAAGAAUUAUGCUGAUCUUAGCUGAUUGUAGGUUUAUAAUUUAUUAAUUGCAAGGUACGAGCAACAAAUCCUAAACUUAAAGUUCCGUCGCCACUGAUGAACAGGACAUUCACUUAACGAGAUUGCACGCAGAAGGUAUUGCAGCGCGCCUGUUUAACUAUACUUAGGUCAGAGACGGUAACGAAGUUUUUUUUGUGUGAGUGGUAUGUGAUAUUUAUGCUUUCAUGUAAACGGAAAUAUUGUAAUUUAGUUCUCCGGUCUAUAGUUAUUUUAAGAUGGAUUUAAGUUAUAUAUAUUCAUUCAUACAAUAUACAAUUUUCGUACAAUACAAUAUUAACAUUCAGGUCUUCAAGCCAAAUUUGAGGAUCUCUUUUCCCUUCCCCGAUAAUAAUUUCAAAGAAAUAGAAAAAAGUCUGAUAAAGCAAAAUGUUCUCAGUAGCGGCCAGGAAACUCCUGGUUAACUCAUCAG